AUGUCUCCCCGUAAGGAUGACGACCAGGCAUCUGUCUUGGAACACCAGAGCCAGCCUGUUCUAGAAAAGAUCGACCAAGAGAUGACAGUGACAUAUGACGCAUCAAAUGGAGAGUCACUGGACGUGGAGCUCGAUCCAACGAUGGAAAAGAAGCUGCUUCUCAAAUUAGACCUUUUUUUUGUGCCAAUAAUCAUGCUCACCUACCUCACUUGCUUCUUGGACCGAUCCAAUAUCGGUAAUGUCAAAGUCGCUGGCAUGCCAGCGGAUAUUCACGCUUCAGAUAGCCAGUUCUCAACGGCUGUUUCGAUCUUCUAUGCGACAUAUGUGGUCUUUGAAUCCCCGUGGGCGGUAUUGAUGAAGAAACUCACUCCUCGGAAUAUUUUGACCGGUUUAUGUAUCGUGUGGUCCCUCACUACGGUUUUCUCAGGCUUCAUUGAGAGUGUCGCCUCGCUAUAUGCCACCAGACUCAUUUUGGGGGCCUGUGAGGCUGGUCUUUUCCCCUGUCUGAAUCUUUACUUGACGAUGGUAUAUCGGCGUGAGGAGCAAGCCAAGCGUGUCUCCUACCUAAUGAGCUGCGCUGCCAUCUCCGGAGCUGUAGGGGGUCUUUUGGCGUAUGGAUUGCUGCAGAUGGAUGGAAUUGGCGGAAAGGCUGGAUGGAGGUGGGUAUACAUCAUCGAAGGUCUCUUCAGUUUCAUCAUUGCUGUUCUCAUUUGGUUUGGGCUACCAAACGACCCAGAGAAGGCUUAUUUCCUCACAGAAGAGGAGCGGUGGAUGAUGCGUGUGCGUAACGAGCAACGUCGAAAGUACAUGGGCAGUGAAGAAUUCAGCUGGGAGGAGAUGCGAAUUGCAGUGUCUGAUCCGAAGUUGCUCUUCUCUGCCAUCGUCCAAUUCUGCCAGGAUAUUCUUCUCUACGGGUUCAGUACUUUCCUGCCAACCAUUCUUAAGAGCAUGGGUUACGAUUCGCUCAUGAGCAACGUUCUGACCGUGCCGGUCUACGUCUGGGCAGCUAUUGUCUUUAUCUCGAUAGCGGUCUGUGCCGAUCGUUACUCCAAGUUCGCAUCUUAUAUAUUUGCCGUCAAUAUCCUGGGUAUCAUUGGCUAUAUCCUACUACUGACAGUGAAGAGUACUGCGGUCAAAUACUUCGCAUGCUUCCUUAUCGCAGUCCCGACGUAUACGGCUGUUGGUCUCAACCUCGCAUGGCUUAAUGUGAAUGUCGCUCCUCAGUACAGACGUGCUCUGGCAAUUGGACUACAACAGACUAUAGGAAACUGUGCAGGUAUUGUGGCAGGUCAAGUCUAUCGAAAGUCUCCAUAUGUGCUUGGAAAUUCAUUCUCCUUGGGAGCAAUAGGGGUUUCACAAGUGGUGGUUGUUUGUCAUGGGCUUUAUCUGCGACGCCAGAACAAGUUGAAGGACCAGAUUGAGAUUGGAGGAAAGGAGGAUCAUCGGCGCAUUACCACCGGUGAUAGAGCCGUGGACUUCAAGUACCACUAUUAA
Molecule: messenger RNA, 1494 nt
Organism: Penicillium odoratum
Lineage: Eukaryota; Fungi; Ascomycota; Eurotiomycetes; Eurotiales; Aspergillaceae
Exons: 4
Coding region: 1-1494 (497 amino acids)
Biological process (GO): transmembrane transport
Cellular component (GO): membrane
Molecular function (GO): transmembrane transporter activity
Source: RefSeq, a predicted model, not a curated record